This is a messenger RNA of Hyaena hyaena (striped hyena), 1321 nucleotides long. Its product is annotated as protein DDI1 homolog 1-like. NCBI's taxonomy places the organism in Eukaryota, Metazoa, Chordata, Mammalia, Carnivora, Hyaenidae. Gene Ontology annotation, biological process: proteolysis. Gene Ontology annotation, molecular function: aspartic-type endopeptidase activity; protein binding. The record is from RefSeq and is a predicted model, not a curated record. Bases 98 to 1213 code for a protein of 371 amino acids. The transcript has a single exon.
CAGGCGGGAGAGCGAGCGCCAGGCGCCUGCGGAGCGCCCCGCUGACCCGCCGCCCAGCCGAUGCCCUGUGCCCGCCCGGCCCGCCGGGGCCCGCGUCAUGCUGGUCACCGUGUACUGUGUGCGGAGGGACCUGUCCGAGGCGACCUUCUCCCUCCAGGUCGGCCCUGACUUCUUGCUGCGCGACUUCCGCGCGCUGUGCGAGCUGGAGUCGGGGGUGCCGGCCGACGAGAUCCGGAUCGUCCACAGGGAGCAGGUGCUGAGCGACGACCGCGGCUCGCUGGGCUCCCACGGCCUCCGCGACGGCGACGUGCUGGUGCUGCUGCAGGCGGAGGGCGCGGGGCGCGCGCGCGCGGAGCCGGCCGAGCCGGGCACGUCGGGGCGCCGCGCGCACCCCCGCGGCCUGAGCUGGGGCGCGCAGGGCCCCGACAGCCCCGCGCGCAUCCGGAGCGCGCUGCUGUCCAGCCCCCACGACCUGUCGCUGCUGAAGGAGCGCAACCUCCCGCUGGCCGAGGCCCUGCUCGGCGGGGACCUGGAGACGUUCUCGCGCGUCCUGAUGGGGCAGCAGAGGGAGAGGGCCCUGCGGGAACAGGAGAGGCUCCGUCUCUACUCCGCGGACCCGUUCGAUUUGGAAGCUCAGGCCAGAAUCGAAGAGGAGAUCCGGCAGCAGAACAUCGAGGAGAACAUGAACAUAGCGAUGGAGGAGGCCCCAGAGAGCUUCGGGCAGGUGGCCAUGCUCUACAUCAACUGCAAAGUCAACGGGCACCCUCUGAAGGCCUUCGUGGACUCGGGGGCCCAGAUGACCAUCAUGAGCCAGGCAUGCGCCGAGAGAUGCAACAUCGUGCGGCUGGUGGACCGGCGCUGGGCUGGCAUCGCCAAGGGGGUGGGCACGCAGAGGAUCAUCGGCAGGGUCCACCUGGCUCAGAUCCAGAUCGAAGGGGACUUCCUGCAGUGCUCGUUCUCGAUCCUCGAGGACCAGCCCAUGGACAUGCUCCUCGGGCUGGACAUGCUCAGGAGACACCAGUGUUCCAUAGACCUGAAGAAGAACGUGCUGGUGAUCGGCACCACGGGCACGCAGACGUCCUUCCUUCCCGAGGGGGAGCUACCCCAGUGCGCCAAGCUGGUAAGCAGUGCUGGUCAAGAAGAGUCUUCAGACAAGGAAGUAGCAGACACUAUUAAGCAUUCGGUCAAGGAUUUAGGAUGGAAAAAGCAUUGAAAUGGGUUAUAAAUAGGCCGCCACCUUGAGGGAGCCUCAGGUCCCAGGAAAUUCUAAAAUAUGAGCUCACUGGCAAUGUAAUCAUUAAAAAUACCAGUAACAACCACA